AUUCAUACUCCUCCGCCUUCCCGUAUACCAACUCCGCGUUCUUUUUCUCCGCUUCUCGGUUUCUCCGGCGGAAGGACACUUCACCGUGCGGGAACUACUUUGUGCGGCCCGCCGCCAUCUUGAAUGUUAAUGUUUCCUCCGAAAAAUAUAUUUAUAUAAAUAUAAGCCUCCCGUGCCGCACAUUAACCCUUUCCCGUCAUUAUUAACCCUUUAUAGCCGCGCUCACUUGUUCCUGCUCUGUAUUAUAUAUAUCAGUAUAUAGCGACAUUAUUGUUAUUUACCAGUAAACUAAUUACCGUGUAAUUACAGGGAGCUGCCCUCACUGAGGCACCAAUAACUCGCGGAGCCGACGACCACCGACACAAGGUGCAGCCAGACUUGUCGACCCGUUUCUCAGGGCCUCUUCAGAGGGUGACUAAAUGCAACUAGGUCAGGUCUUAUGUUGGCAUGAAGUGGUUGGGCGAAUCCAAAACCAUGGUAGUGAAUGGGAGGAGACAUGGGAGCAGGUUGUCUUCUGAGCACCAGCAGAACACACAGCAAGUCGCACAGCUCUGGGAGAGAGAGAACCUCAGAGGCAGCAAAAAUGGCCCCGAUCGUCGAUCCAGCAGAUGUAGUCCAUCUGCAUUUGAAACGCCAACUCGCUACGUGCCAUCAUCAGGAAUGACGGCUAAGGAGCUGUGUGAAAAUGAUGACCUGGCGACAAGUCUGGUGCUGGAUCCCUAUUUGGGAUUUCAGACGCACAAAAUGAAACACCAGUUCUCGUGCAGGUUUCGACCAAUCAAAGGGCGGCAGGAGGAGCUGAAAGAGGUGAUUGAGAACUUCAAGAAGAAGGAGCACUUAGAGAAAACCUUUAAAAACCCUGACAGCGCGAGCUGGGCGCGACACUACUUCCUCAACAAGAACAAGAUGCAGGAGAAGUUGUUUAAAGAGCAUGUGUUUAUCUACUUGCGAAUGUUUGCAACUGAUAGUGGCUUUGAGAUCUUGCCAUGCAAUCGAUAUUCAUCUGAGCAAAAUGGAGCCAAGAUAGUUGCUACAAAAGAGUGGAAACGUAACGAUAAGAUCGAGCUGCUCGUGGGCUGCAUUGCAGAACUUUCUGAAGCUGAAGAGAACAUGCUCCUUCGCCAUGGAGAGAAUGACUUCAGUGUUAUGUUUUCCACAAGGAAGAACUGUGCACAGCUGUGGCUUGGCCCUGCUGCCUUCAUCAACCAUGACUGCAGACCUAAUUGCAAGUUCGUAUCGACUGGCCGUGACACUGCUUGUGUAAAAGCCCUGAGGGACAUUGAGCCAGGGGAGGAGAUUUCAUGUUAUUACGGGGACGGCUUUUUUGGGGAAAACAAUGAAUUUUGUGAAUGUUACACGUGUGAGAGGCGUGGAACUGGUGCUUUCAAAUCACGUAAUGGACUUCACGAACCAGGGCCUGUGAUCAACAGCAAAUACGGACUUCGAGAAACUGACAAACGGUUAAACCGACUCAAAAAACUUGGAGAUGGCAGCAAAAACUCAGACAGUCAGUCUGUCAGCUCCAAUACGGAUGCCGACACAUCUCAGGAACAAUCCACCACAUCAACAAACCGGAAACCUUCCGGCGUGAAGAAGAAUGGUAAAAGCAGGACAUUUACGAGACAGGCUUCUAUGUCACGAAUUUCCGUCUCAUCCAGUUCUACCUCAUCCAGACACACUCAUUUAAAUAAUUUCAGGGUACCAAAGAGAUUGAGAAAGCCUGCAAAGCCUUUAAACUCGAAAAUAAAGUUGAAAAGUCCAUGCAGGAGGUCAGAGCAAAGGAACACUUCUAAAAAGUUAGAAGUAGGGAACCUUAUGCUUAAAGAACCAAAAGUUGUACUGUAUAAAAAUCUGGCCAUAAAAAGGGAUAAAGAAGCAGAGGGACCAGAGAGAGUAGUGGAAUCUAGCGGUUGUCUAACAAGACAUGCGGCUAGAGAGUAUAAACUGAACUCUUUGAGAGGCUCUCAUGUCCAAGGUGAGUGCACAUAUAUUACACGGAGUUCUCUGAGAACACGGAUUAAUUCGAGUGAGACACCUGAUGCCAAGCUUCAACCAAAUAUAUUAGAUGGUUACAAAAGCAGCUGUGGGACUGGUGUUUACACAGAUAGAACUGGGCUGGCAAAUCAGCCAAUUCAGAAAAAUGAACUUUCCCCAGAAACUACAAAAAGACAAGAGAGCAAGUAUCAGAAGAAUGGCUUGUGUACAUCUAGACGGAAGUCUAGGAAAGCUAAGCAUAUGAAACGGGCUUUAGAAGUGGAAGGAUCAAAUUCUGUCUUUGAAUCUUCUGUUCAAGCUGACGCUGUGCCAGACUUAGUAAGUUCUCAUUGUGAAGUAAGUGAAGGAAAUACCUUUAUGAACAAUCCAAUUGACUACAAGGACUUUAAAACUUCUUCGGAAGUUUGCCCUGUGAUGAGUUCUGAAAGUAAAAAACCCAAGGAAACAUUUAGAACUGUCAAAAAUAAAAAAAGCAGACGUAUCACUAGAUAUGACGCACAAUUAAUUCUUGAAAACAGCACUGGAAUUCCUAAGCUGACUCUCCGUCGACGUCAUGACAGCAACAGCAGCAAGACCAAUGAGAAGGAGAAUGACGGAAUGAGUUCCUCAAAAAUAAGCAUUAAAUUGAGCAAAGAUCAUGAGAAGGAGAGGAACAGUUUGUAUGUAGCAAAACUCAACAAUGGCUUUAAUUCAGGAUCAGGAAGCAGCUCAACAAAACUGAAAAUCCAGCUUAAGAGAGAUGAAGAGAGCAGGAUCCCUUUUAGUGAGGAGUUGCAUGAAAACGGAGUAUAUUGCAGCGACACUUUAUCUUUGCUAGAAACGAGGAUGGAGGUGGAUGAUUAUGGUCACUGUGAGGAAGAAAGCGUCCAAGAAUCUUCAUCAGAAGAAGAGGAGGAGGAAGAGGAAGAUGAAUAUGAGGAUGACUUUGAAGAUGAUUUCAUUCCACUCCCACCAGCUAAACGCUUGAGGCUUAUUGUUGGAAAAGACUCAAUAGACAUUGACAUAUCUUCCAGGCGGAGGGAAGAUCAGUCUUUAAGGCUUAAUGCGUAAGACGCCCAUUUUUAGAUUCGACUGGACCCUUGUUUCUAUUCAUUGUUUGAGAGAAAUUAUUCCACUGAAUUAUUCCUAAACUGAAGAAGUUUGUGUAAAUUUUAGAGAAGGCACUUCUGAACCGUUAGUUCACACAUAAAUGAAAUUGUAGAAAGUGUACAGCAUACUGACUCUUACAGUUUUGAUUUUUAUUGUACUUUUUAACAGUCUUAUGUGCAAUUUUGAGUUAGGUUUAAGAGAGACAUUUGCAUCUUGUAUAUUAAGGGGAGGGUGUAUAUAAACAGUCAGCUUUCCAUGCUGGACAAUAAAAUCUUAUAAUGUGGCUACUCAGUCAAACUUUUUAACUCAUGAGACCUCUACAGUAUCAUAAUUGUUUUAUCAAAAAUCACAGUAGUAACAUUGUUUUGUAAUAUGUUAUCACCAGCAAUGAAUUUACAGCUUUCAAAUUUA
Molecule: messenger RNA, 3495 nt
Organism: Bombina bombina (fire-bellied toad)
Lineage: Eukaryota; Metazoa; Chordata; Amphibia; Anura; Bombinatoridae
Product: histone-lysine N-methyltransferase KMT5B-B-like
Cellular component (GO): nucleus
Molecular function (GO): histone H4K20 methyltransferase activity; protein binding
Source: RefSeq, a predicted model, not a curated record